CCCAUGAUGGCGGAUCAGCUGUGUAAUUUUCCGUGAAAAUGAAUCCAAUAAAUCGUAGAUCUGAGGACUUUCAGGGCUAUGAACUCCUUCUUUUGUUACGCCUACAGACAGAUCCGUUCUUCUGGCAUGAGUGGACAACAACAUUACAACAAAAGAUUCUUGAAAAAGACUUUGAUUUAGGUGAGGUUCCAUCAUGCCUGUGGUAUCUAGCCCUCACCAUCGACUACAAGAAGGAACGAAUGGUCAAGUUCAUCCAGGAACAAGUCGCCAAAGCAAAGGAAAACACCUGCUCAUUCAUCAAAUGUAGAGACACUCUGUUAUCUGGCUACCUAAACUGCCACCAGUUCUCAGAACUGCACCUUGAUGGGAUAUUCAAAUAUGGGGACGACAACACAUUGCCUGUUCAGAUAUUCAAGUGCACGAGUGUGAAGCGUCUUUCAUUAAAAUACAACUACUUGUACACAAUUCCCCCUGACAUCGGCCGAUUACGAAAGUUGGAAGUCUUUGCCUUGACAAACAAUAAGCUACAGAACAAAUCACUGCCUUAUACGAUAACAUUCUGUAAAAACUUACGGAUGCUGUACUUAGAUAAUAAUCUCUUGGAUGCAUUACCAGGAUUCCUGUUACAAAUGUCGUCAUUGGAGACAGUCCAUCGCCACGGGAAUCACAACUACUUCAAAUCAACGUUUAUGUGGUAUCAUACGGAUGUUAAUGAAAGGGUGCUAAGGUUGGGAGGCAGUGGUGACUUCCAUGCUCGGGAGCCAGAGACUCUUCAGUUUUGGGCGGCAAAAACUGUGAUCGGUUCCAAGAGGAACUUCUAUGAUGACGAUGGAGUUGCUAUGUUGUUAAAAGACUAUAUUUCAGACAUCUAUGGCCUGUUCAAUAUCUGUGAACACUGUAAUUCUGCCAGGUUAUGGAAUUGCCCGGGUUACAAGGUGAUCACAUUCAAGAAUCCCUAUCUGGGGAACACAUGUGUGCCAUUCCAGCAUUGGGCAUGCUCAAGCCACUGUGCUCAGGCAAUCGAAGUUCCUGCUCGCAUGAAUCAGAUCAGUAUGGCAGAAGACUUGGAUCGAUGCUAUGAAAACUACAUUCGUGAGUGCCAGAAGUUCAACCAGAAAAAGCGCCGGAAGCGAGACAGCAUGCUGAGUAUUACUGACAGUGAUUUUGUGUUGCCUGUGGUUGGGGUUAAUGCAGGAGCGUAUUCGGAAUUGGAUCUUCGUCCACGACAAGAGCGCAUGUCGGAAUGUUGCGUAGUGAUGUGAGCCUCUCAUCUUGUGUAUGUGAUGUCAAUCACAUUUCCCUGAUAUUGUUCUCCAACUGAUGUUGUGGCAGAAAAUCAUGCCUUCCCCAGUUUUAGUCCAGUUUGCCAACUUUCAAUUACCAUGACAAUUACUCCAGAUUUCGACCUUGGAUACCUCAGUUAACAUAGCGCAAGCUUGGUACUGCUGCUUGGACGCUUAAGUGAAAGUUCUAGGUUUGCUCUCCGUUGAGUUUCUUCGCACACACGGUUGCUGGAGUGUGAAAAUAAGCAUUUAUUCACCGUUUGCUGCUAGUCAUUGUUGAUUACAAAUUUGAAUUUUGGUGAUGUAUGGCUAGUUUAGGGGUUCUGAUCCUGUAGGGUGCUCAUUACAGGAACAUCAAUGUGCUGUGCAAUGUGAGCUCAAUGUAACAAGUUUUGAGUUACAAAUUCUACUAUGUUGGUUCAUUCUGUGAUUGUCGACUGACUUAAUUUUGUGAUUUAUUUUCAUGUAUACUCAAGGAUCUGUUUGGGACAACCAGCAAAUGUAUGGGACAUUCAGGCAACUUCAUCAAGAGCGACAGACACCUUAUUUAAAAGUGGAUCAGAAUUGGCAUAAUUUCAUAUUGUCAGUGAUAGCUCAAUACCAAGUCUGUCGACUUAGAUUGGUCACAUAUACAUCUAACUCUAAUAGACUAAGCAAUGAGAGAGAGGUGAAAUUGCAAACCCACUUUUCUGGCCAGGCCAUGAAUGGGCUUUCCGCCUUGAAUGAAUAUGAUGUAUAUGUUCAUUCCAAUGUACUCAUGAUGUUACUUCUUGUUACGUAUCCCUUGAAGGUUGUUUAUAGUGGGCAGAUCUACUGGCCCAAGUAAUUCAAGGUCACAGACGUCUAAGUUACAGACGGCAUUUUUUAUUAUGAUUUGUCUUUGAACCAUUUGGUGUGUACAUCAAUGGUCAAUGGGUCAUUUCUCUGGGAGUCCUCAAUGUUGGAUAAGUGUGUAUCUCAGAUUCAUCAUCACUAUUUCAAUUCACGGUUUGCAAUAUUUUGCUGGUGGAAGUCAGUUCUGCUGACUUUUUAAGGUAAAAACUUCAAGUUGUUCCUGUUUGAGGUGGUAGAGGAGAUAGCUAAACAACUGCUUCUGUGAUGACUGUGACUUGAAGUUCGAUUGAAUAUGCCUAUGACGUAUAUUUUUUUCUCAAAAGUAAUUUUGUUAAAUCUGGUGCAGAAAGUAUUUAUGACGUUGAUCACAUUGUUGUACAUGAAAAUACUAGUAUAUCAAGAUAAUAAAUCAUGUUAAAUAUCA
Lineus longissimus is the source of this 2541-nucleotide messenger RNA. RefSeq lists its product as uncharacterized. Gene Ontology annotation, molecular function: protein binding. NCBI's taxonomy places the organism in Eukaryota, Metazoa, Nemertea, Pilidiophora, Heteronemertea, Lineidae. The transcript is spliced from 5 exons. The record is from RefSeq and is a predicted model, not a curated record. Gene Ontology annotation, biological process: signal transduction. Bases 39 to 1262 code for a protein of 407 amino acids.